AUGGCAACGCUAGAUCUUUAUUUCCUUUCUGCUCUCAGUGCGACUUCAAGUCCCGCUUCAGUAGUGACUGACGCAUACCCAGGUGCUCUCGCAUAUGAUGGACUCUACGGAAACCGUAUCACCCCAGGACUUGCAUCACCAGCUCUGGCAUAUAGUGAUGCUGUCUUACCAGGAAGAGUUUACAACGGUCUUGGAUACAAUUCUGCUGUAGAUACCAUCCACAGUCCAGGUAUUGAUGCCUUCGGAUACCCAUCUGCUGCAGAUGCUCUUGAAUUUACCCCAACCAGCGGUGGAGCCCUUCCAGUUUCCAGUGCAUCUGCAAUCCCUCCCACUGGGAUUGCUGUAUCUUCUGACAACGCUUAUGAAGGAUCUUUGGCUGUUGGCGGAGAGCUGCCGUUUGUGGGUACCGUCGCUAUGGAAGGCGUGGUGCCCUCUGCCGGUGCUGGUGCUGUUAACCAUGCCUGUGGUAAUGGUAGAAACGCCAUGGCGAGUGGCUCUGCUGCCUAUGCUCCAGCUGCAGUGUCCCCGUUUACUGCUUACGGCCCUGCUCCUGGUUUUGCCCCAGGUUUCUCAUACCCUGGUAAAUUUGGAUGUGGAUUCUAAGAGUCCAGUCCAAAAUGUUAUUCAGUUUUUAAUAUAUGAGUUUUA
Spodoptera litura is the source of this 648-nucleotide messenger RNA. The record is from RefSeq and is a predicted model, not a curated record. Lineage: Eukaryota; Metazoa; Arthropoda; Insecta; Lepidoptera; Noctuidae.